UCCAGCAGUUUGCAAACACAGUGUGGGAUUUCCAGAUGCUCUGAGAUCCAAAUUGAGAUUGAAAUAUAUUUUAUUUCAAACUCACUCUGGAAUUUUACUUUAUUUUUCAAUUAAUCGUUAUUUAGGCUAUUUGAAUAACAGACGAUAUGAUUGACGAAGUAAAACGUGAGCGAGGCGAUCAAUGGAUGUCAUAUUACUCCAGCGAGGUGUAUUAUGGAGCAGACAGUCUGCCGUUGGGCCCCAGAGGAUAUUCCCCCCCAGAGCAUCACUACCAGAAUUACGGCCCAUCGUGUGAUUCAGUGGCUGCGAGAAACACCGCGAGGCUUGAAAGCCCAGUGGGGAGACUGCCUCCUGAAAACCCCAAAGGAUACGCUGAAAGCCACUCCAACGAACCUGAGUUUCCAGCACUGAAAUCAGUUUACAGACGGACCUUAAGCCAUGCCAAACCGCCGUAUUCCUACAUUUCUCUAAUCAGCAUGGCAAUCCAGCAGUCGCCAGCCAAGAGACUGACCCUGAACGAGAUCUACGACUGGAUCCGACAACUCUUCCCGUAUUACAGACAGAAUCAACAACGAUGGCAAAACUCCAUCCGCCAUUCCCUGUCGUUCAACGACUGCUUCGUGCGUGUACCGAGAUCGCCAGACUCGCCAGGGAAAGGCUCGUACUGGGCCCUGCACCCCGACUCCGGUAACAUGUUCGAAAACGGCUGCUACAUGCGCCGCCAAAAGCGCUUCAAGUGUCAGAAGGCGACGUCACCGUCAGCAAUGAAAAAUUCGGAUGGGGAAGCAGUGAAAGUUGAAGGGAAGAAAAAAAAGGUGGAGGUCAAAACAGUCAUCUCUUCUUGCAAAUCACCUGUACCUCCUUCCAGUGACGCCACAACACAGCAUUCAACCAUGUUGCCAGUGUCCUUUCCCACCACCAAAGCACCUUCUCCUUCCCAUCUUACUCACUCACACACUUUGUUUCCUACCCAGCCUCCAGAGAUCCCAACACACUUGACCCCCCUGAGCGCGCCAUUCCCAACAAUGCCCUGCUCCAACCUGCAGUCUGUCCCGUCAGCCUCUAUGGAAACCAGCUUGCACUGUGAACCAACAUCCCAACAGCCAAUUUCUGUCCCGCGACUCAUGGACUUCCAGUACUGCGAAACCCCUGUGAGCUACCCGGUUUACUGCCAGUCAAAUUCCCAUCCCAACUUCACCUCGUAUGCUGGAGACUCUGUUUACUAUCCUGGAUUUAGCAUGUGUUCUGCUCCUCUUUUGAGUUCUUCCUGAUCAUCCUUCUGUAGCGUAUUAAUGGCUAUUAAAUUUAAACGAAUCCGUUUAACUUUAGAUACUUAUAAUUGCUGUAUAUAUUAGUUAUUGGACGCUCCAUAGCUGGAGAAGUAUCUUUUAUCUGAUGCUAAAGGAUUUCUGUGAUUCUCUGUGAACGUUUCGGAUAAAUUCAAUUGAAUUGAAGGUUUUUGAAGAUGCAUGUCAACAUGAAUUCCAUGCUGUAAAUCUCAAGUAAAAUGUUGAGCAUUCAAAAAGGUGUUAAUUCUAUUAUUUGCGUGUCUGGUGUAAGUUGCAAGAUUAAAAUCGCACUUUCAGGCUUUCACAUUAUUUUACUGUUGCAUUUUUUGAAUUCCUCAAGAGAGUGUUUUGGGGGAAGAAUCAACUCAACGGAGGCAUUGUCCUGCUCACAUUGUAAAAGAUAAACAUCAUUUCCUGCCCUGACAUUCCUCACACUAACUAAGACAGACACUCGGAAAACUGGUAGCCUUUGAGUAGCUAUACCUUUAGAAAGCAAUAAUGACUCUGAACAAUAGUUUGAAAUAAAAAUGCACAUUUAUGCCAGUGCCACUAACAGGCAGAAAAACCUGCGCACUACACAAACUGAUUUACUGAUGAUAUCAGUUCUAGUACUAAUGGUUAGUGUCCAGACAUGGCUUGCGAUUUCGACUGUGAUGGCUGAAUGCUAGCAGUAGAAAGGUUGCGACCCCCUCCAUCCCCUCCUAGCCUAACCUUUGAUUCCUGGGUAAGCAGGAUUGUGUUUGAGUGUAUGAGAACAAAAGGAAGACACUGGUCUUAAUGGUGGACCUCCCCAAAGCAGUGUCUUCUCAACAAUGGGACACAGGGACACCCACAGCGAUCUGAGCAGAAGCCACAGUCCCCUCAGUGUGUGUCCGAGAUGCAGAGAGAGGGCAAGACGCGAGGAGUUCAUGAGAUUUCAGGACUGUGAUCUGUUCUUGUGAUGGUAAUUGUCUUCUUUAGAAGUCAGCCAGUCUUCAGAUUCUGCUGUAUGCUCAUAUGAUGGAUGACUGUGCUGUUGCUUUCUAAAUAUCUGGCUAUGUGUGUAUUCGGUUCUAAGGGUGUGAACUGUGCUUUCUAGAGUGUGAAGAUGCUGUCUGUAUGUUAUCAGUGGGCCAGCUGUGGACCGGAGGAUGGGGGUCUGCUGCCAAAUUAAAUGUCAUUUAUUUGAAAUUACUGUAUGAGUGAAAAACUACUUUGUUUUGAUAUUAUACUUUUAUUCAGCAAGUGUGCAUUAAAUUGGCAUUUAUAAUGUUACAAAAAAUAUAUAUAUUUCAAAUAAGUGCUGUUCUUUUGAACUUUCUUUUCAACAAAGAACCCUGAAAACAUUGUAUCCCUGUUUCUACAAAAAUAUUAAGCAACUGUUUUCAACACUGGUAAUGAUGAGAAAUGCUACUUUGAGCAGCAAAUCAGGAAAUUAAUGAUGCUGAAAAUUCAGCUUUGCCAUCACAGGAAUAAAUGACAGUUCUUACGUAAAUUGUAAUAAUAUUUCAAAAUAUUAUUAGUUUACUGUAUUUUUGAUAGAUAAAAUAAAAGCAGCAUUUGUGAACAUAAGAGUC
Messenger RNA from Pimephales promelas (fathead minnow), 2845 nucleotides. RefSeq names its product forkhead box A sequence (gene foxa). NCBI's taxonomy places the organism in Eukaryota, Metazoa, Chordata, Actinopteri, Cypriniformes, Leuciscidae. The record is from RefSeq and is a predicted model, not a curated record. Gene Ontology annotation, biological process: regulation of transcription by RNA polymerase II; anatomical structure morphogenesis; cell differentiation. Gene Ontology annotation, molecular function: DNA-binding transcription factor activity, RNA polymerase II-specific; RNA polymerase II cis-regulatory region sequence-specific DNA binding.